AUGUCUUCCAACCUUGUUCAGUUUGUGCCAUUUUCAUCGGCCGUCGAAGCUCCAUUUUGGCAUACUUUAUCCACGCGCAAAAUUGACCUAUAUAAAUUAGACGAUACAUCACAAAGCAUUUUAGGGUACUAUUCUGUUGGUUACUCUAUACGAUCGCAGCAUGAUACCGAAACCAACAUUACCAUGCCAGCUCGCCUAUAUCUCGGGACUGGGGCUUUUGAUACUGAAGCCACCUCGUUUUCUCAUCUACCACCUUUCACUUAUCCUUCGCCUGGUGCAAUAAAGAAUACAAAUACUAUCGAAGAAUUCAAAACACUUGAUAAAAAUGCUUUGUUUAAGGAAACAGCUGAACAAAUUUGGCAAGAUAUCAUUUCUGGUGCUGCUGUGAAAGAUCCUUACCUUCUUACACGGUUUAUUCUUGUCACCUUUGCCGAUUUGAAAAAAUACAAAUAUCAUUAUUGGUUCGGGUUUCCUGCAUUACUCACUGAACCACCAUGGGUUAUUGUAAAUAAUGAUGUCAAAGGCAUUGAUGAAGUAUGGGACAGUACAGAGAUCAAAGCUUUGAGAGAAAAUUAUGAUAAAUUCAGGCAAACACAAUCCGGCUCUUGUACAGGAUUCUUUCUUGUUAAACAGCUUAGCAACAAAGAAAUAGCUAUUGGUAGUUUGUCGGAAUGGGACACAUUUUUCGAUGGAUGCAAUGACGAAGAGAGAAUAGUAGGGUUUGCGGAUCCAUCAAGUUUACCUACCAAUCCUGGGUGGCCUCUUCGAAACUUUUUAGUAUUGCUGAAACGUCAUUGGAAUGUGCACAAAAUCAAAGUGAUAUGUUAUAGAGAAAUUCCAAGUAAAAAAGAUAUAAUAAACAGCCGCAUUUUGACCAUAGAGAUCCCUGACACGACGAUAAUUCCUGCUGUAGGAUGGGAAAAAAACAUGUCGGGUAAACUUGGUCCACGCACAGUCGAUCUUGCUCAUAUGAUGGAUCCAAUAAAGCUCUCUGAUACUUCUGUUGAUCUAAAUUUAAAAUUAAUGCGAUGGCGUAUUGUUCCAGAUUUACAAUUAGAAAAAAUCAGAGAUACAAAAUGUCUGUUACUUGGCGCUGGAACUCUUGGUUGUAAUGUCGCCAAGUGUUUGUUGGGAUGGGGUGUUCGACAUAUAACUUUUGUCGAUAACGCGCGUGUUUCUUUUUCCAAUCCUGUCAGACAAUCAUUGUUCUUUUUUGAAGAUUGUUUAGAAGGUGGUAAGCCAAAGGCACGUGCAGCCGCUGAAAAUUUGAAAAAAAUACACCCUAGUGUUGUAAGCGAGGGCCAUGAAAUGAGUAUUCCAAUGCCAGGUCAUCCCAUCACUUCAGAGUCACAAGUCAAAGCCGAUGUGGAAAAGCUCACUCGGCUUAUCGAAUCACAUGAUGUCAUAUUUUUAUUAAUGGAUAGCAGGGAGAGUCGAUGGUUACCCACGUUAUUAGGUGCAAAUAUGCGUAAGCUCGUUAUAAAUGCUGCCUUAGGGUUUGAUACCUAUGUGGUAAUGCGACAUGGUGUAAAAGAUGAUUCAGAGUGUCAAACAACUGACUCUUCUGAUAAAACAAUGCCAUCAGUGAAACAGCUGGGUUGCUAUUUCUGUAACGAUGUAGUAGCACCAACAGAUUCUCUCAAGGAUCGUACCCUUGACCAGCAAUGUACAGUAACUCGACCUGGUUUAUCUGCCAUUGCUUCUGCAUAUGCUGUCGAAUUGAUGGUAUCCGUCCUGCAUCAUGAAAAAGGACCGGCCGCCCCUGCUGAUACAAACGCCGAGCCUACAUCUCACUCCGAGCUUAGUGCUUCAUCACCUUUGGGAAUUAUACCGCAUCAAAUGCGAGGAUUUUUAACUCAUUUUAAUAAUAUGAUUAUUGUGGGGCAAGCUUAUGAACGUUGCACGGCUUGCUCGGAAGUGGUGUUGAAUGAAUAUAAUACAAAGGGAUUUGAAUUUUUGAAACGUGUUUUUGAUUCUCCUGCUUGUUUGGAAGAAAUAACUGGGUUAACAAAACUGCAUCAAGAAAGUGAAGUAGCUGGCGAUUUUGAUUGGGAUGAAGAUGAUACUGAAUUAUAA
Dentiscutata erythropus is the source of this 2076-nucleotide messenger RNA. The record is from the annotation of a GenBank genome assembly. NCBI's taxonomy places the organism in Eukaryota, Fungi, Glomeromycota, Glomeromycetes, Diversisporales, Gigasporaceae.